CGCGAGCGGACAAAGGCAGCGCGCCGCGAGGUGUCUGUCUGGUUUGGUCCGAUCCAGGCGGUUGUUGCCUCUAGGUCUUCGCUGCUGCGCCGCCCUCUCUUCCUCGUCCCUCUCUCGGGUCCCGGGAGCCGCCCCCGGGGUGAGUAGCACGAGACCCCCAACUGCCUCCGCGCCCCGAGGUCCCGGCUCGUCACAUGACCCGGCGUGCGACGCCCCGGCCCCGGCCCCACGUGCGCGCUCCGGCAAGUUUCCCCCGCGAGAGGCCGGGGUAAGGAGGCGCUCAGUCCGGAGCCGGUGCACGGCGUGCCCGUUACCUGGGAGUUGCUGUCAUCGUUCCCCUUGGACGCGGCCCCAGGCCUGGCCGGACAGGUCCGCCGCCGGGAGACCUUGCAGCCAAGAGCAUCCUGCCAUUCUCCUAUGUCCAACUGCAGACACACAGAUCCAAGGAGAACAGGCCCUGCCCCGCAGGCUGCGAGGAGGAGGAGGUAACUCAGACGGGCCCUGGCCUCCUGCUUUUGCUAGAGACGAUGACUUAGAGGUUGAGGUGGCUCUGCCCUGCACUGCAGUGACAGUUCAAACACCAUUCUCUUCCAUGGAUCCCGGGAAAGAGAAGGAGCUGGGGCAGCUAUCCAGGUGUUGCCCUAAACACCUUGGAGGGGGAGAAGGUGGCUCGAUGACCGUGAAGGCUGGCAGGAGGCGCCACUGCGGAGCUGCAGCCGACGCAGUGGGAGACAGCAUGGCGAGCAAGGUGAUAGAAGACGAGAAGCAAUUCUACUCCAAGGCCAAGGCGUACUGGAAGGACGUCCCCCCGACGGUGGACGGCAUGCUUGGGGGGUACGGCCACAUCUCCAGCAUCGACAUCAACAGCUCCCGGAAGUUCCUGCAGAGGUUUCUGAGGGAAGGCCCCAACCCGACGGGGACCUCCUGCGCCCUGGACUGCGGCGCCGGCAUUGGCAGGAUCACCAAGCGGCUGCUCCUGCCGCUCUUCCGGGCGGUGGACAUGGUGGACGUGACGGAGGACUUUCUGGCGAAAGCGAAGACCUACCUGGGUGAGGAGGGCAAGAGGGUGAGGAACUACUUCUGCUGUGGCCUCCAGGACUUCAGCCCGGAGCCCAACUCCUACGACGUCAUCUGGAUCCAGUGGGUGAUAGGCCACCUGACCGAUCAGCACCUGGCCGAGUUCCUGCGGCGCUGCCAGCAGGGCCUGCGCCCCAACGGCAUCAUCGUCAUCAAAGACAACAUGGCCCAGGAGGGCGUGAUCCUGGACGAUGUGGACAGCAGCGUGUGCCGGGACCUCGAGGUGGUCCACGGCAUCGUCCGCAGCGCCGGCCUCAGCCUCCUCGCCCAGGAGCGGCAGGAGAACCUCCCCGACGAGAUCUACCACGUCUACAGCUUGGCCCUGAGAUGAGCGGGGCCGCAGGGCAAGAGGGGCCGGCGGGGGCGGACAGCUGGCAGCCAGGUGCCAUCAGAGGCUCACGCCGACGGUUCGCAGGAGCUGAGUGAGGCCAGUAAAUGCACCUGCCUGCCAUCCACUGGCCACACAGGCUUUUUAACCACAGGACCCACCGGGAGGAGUGCCAUCCAAUGGGCAGAGGCAGGCGCCUGGCUCCGCUGCCCCCGGGGGGGCCUGGGCAGUGCGGGUCUGUGGGGUGUGGCGACCCAUCAGAGCGGAGACUCCUGGUCUCCACCACCAGCCACAGGCCUGGCGGCCUUAAGAGGAAGAGAACCCUGACCCCGGCUGAGGACACGACCUCUGGGGAGAGGCGCGGCCGCUGUAUCACAGCUGGUGGCAGGUUCCUGUUCCAAGUCCUCUGGUGAUGGGCCCUGGUGUCCCUAACGUGGAGGUCAUAGCAGCCUGCAGCCGGCAGAGGCCCACGGCUCACUUUUGGCCGUGCCUUGUGGUUCCUCCUUGGCGGAUGUUUCCAGUCAGAAAUAAAAAGGGUGAAUCCCUAUGUUGGAAGGCC
This is a messenger RNA of Myotis myotis, 1964 nucleotides long. RefSeq names its product N-terminal Xaa-Pro-Lys N-methyltransferase 1 (gene NTMT1). Bases 593 to 1408 code for a protein of 271 amino acids. Gene Ontology annotation, cellular component: cytoplasm. Gene Ontology annotation, molecular function: N-terminal protein N-methyltransferase activity. The record is from RefSeq and is a predicted model, not a curated record. The transcript is spliced from 6 exons. Lineage: Eukaryota; Metazoa; Chordata; Mammalia; Chiroptera; Vespertilionidae.